AUGCUGGAAGCUUUUGAAAUCCUCACUACCUCCGGCGUUGUGCUGUGGUCCAGGUCCUACGCACCGGUGGGCAGCCAUGUCAUUAACAGCCUAAUCAACGACGUCUUUAUCGAGGAGAAAGCGGCGCCUCAGCAAAGCUCAUCUGGGGCCUCGCCCACUUACAAGAAGGAGAAAUACACCCUGAAAUGGAAGCGAGCCAAGGAAUUCAAUUUGAUCUUUGUGGCCGUUUAUCAAUCGCUGCUACACCUCGGAUGGAUCGACAAACUGUUGGAAAAUAUCUCGACGAUUUUCACGGAUGUCUACAAGGACCAGUUGAAGGGAAACCGGGUCAGAAUCACCACGUACAAGUUCGAUCCGUACUUCGAACAGCAGGUGCGCGAGCUCGAGGACAAUACCGGCAGCAUCGCAGACACAUACACUGCCGAGACAGAGGAGAAGAAGGACCCGCUUGUCCAGUCAGACAACGGAGGUCCACCCCCGCCGCCUAUCCCUGGCCUAAAGAAGGCCGGGGCGACCUCUGAUGAGGUCACGCCACCGACAACUCCUGAUAUUUCUAGGUCUUCGACACCCGCCAGCAACCACCUUCUCACCACUCAGGCUGGCCCAGGCGGCCGAGUAUCUCGCCGUGCGCGCAAGGCUGCAAAUGCCAGCACCAAUGCCUCGUCUGGCGAUGAAACUUCUCGUAACAAAAAGCCUGUGAAGGGCUCAGCUAAAAAGAUGCGCAAGUGGGAUGCGAGCGGCUACGCAGAUGAGGAUGACGGCGAGGUUUUGGAUUAUUCCGCUCCAGCUGGGGAUGAAUCUGCAGCUCCUGCAGUCGAGGCUGUUUUGCAGGACGAAUGGGGCCGUAGAACAGAGAAAGGCCAGUUCGUUCUGAAGGAGCUAGGUGAUGAGGUGCAUGAUAUCUUAGACAACGCUGAUGCUGCGAAGGCUAAAAAUAACGCCUCCUCUGGGGUCGUUGGCUCUGGCUUCAAUGCCAUCGGGGGAUUUUUCCGCAACAUUGUUGGUGGGAAAGUGCUUACGGCAGCUGAUCUCGAGAAGCCGCUUAAAGUGAUGGAGGACCAUCUGCUGAAGAAGAACGUCGCUCGUGAGGCUGCUCUGCGUCUCUGCGAGGGUGUUAAGCAGGAGUUGGUGGGCAAGAAGACUGCCAACUUCCAAAGCGUUGAUGCAGCAUUGCGCAUCGCUAUGGAGUCCUCAUUGCGAAACAUUCUGACACCAACUUCUUCCUUGGAUCUUCUUCGUGAGAUCAACGCCGUGACAGCGCCAACCACCAAGCAACACGCUCCACGCCCCUAUGUCAUAUCCAUUGUCGGUGUGAACGGUGUCGGCAAGUCGACUAAUCUGAGCAAAAUUUGUUUCUUCCUCCUGCAGAACAACUAUCGAGUUCUGAUCGCCGCGUGUGAUACCUUCCGUUCUGGUGCAGUGGAGCAGCUGCGUGUGCACGCGCGCAACUUGCAGGAGCUCAGCUCCCGCGAGAACGUUGGUGAGGUCGAGUUAUACGAAAAGGGCUACGGCAAGGAUGCCGCCAAUGUUGCCAAAGAUGCUGUUGAAUAUGGUGCUGCAAACAAAUUCGAUGUUGUGUUGAUUGAUACUGCUGGCCGUCGCCACAAUGACCAGCGGCUCAUGUCUUCGCUGGAGAAGUUCGCCAAGUUUGCAAAGCCAGACAAGAUCUUCAUGGUGGGCGAAGCGUUGGUUGGCACUGACAGCUGGGUGAUAUGGUUGGAACUCUCAGUCAGCAUGGUCCACGCUACGGGCAUCCCCAUUGUUUUCUUAGGCGUUGGCCAGCACUAUGGCGAUUUGCGAGGACUGAGUGUCCCUUGGGCUGUCAACCUUUUGAUGAAGUAA
Messenger RNA from Penicillium chermesinum, 1842 nucleotides. RefSeq names its product signal recognition particle receptor subunit alpha. The coding region runs from base 1 to 1842 and encodes 613 amino acids. NCBI's taxonomy places the organism in Eukaryota, Fungi, Ascomycota, Eurotiomycetes, Eurotiales, Aspergillaceae. Gene Ontology annotation, biological process: SRP-dependent cotranslational protein targeting to membrane. The transcript has 4 exons. Gene Ontology annotation, molecular function: GTP binding; GTPase activity; signal recognition particle binding. The record is from RefSeq and is a predicted model, not a curated record. Gene Ontology annotation, cellular component: endoplasmic reticulum membrane; signal recognition particle receptor complex.